Camellia sinensis is the source of this 2311-nucleotide messenger RNA. RefSeq lists its product as uncharacterized. The record is from RefSeq and is a predicted model, not a curated record. NCBI's taxonomy places the organism in Eukaryota, Viridiplantae, Streptophyta, Magnoliopsida, Ericales, Theaceae. Gene Ontology annotation, molecular function: RNA binding. Gene Ontology annotation, cellular component: nucleolus.
UUUUGAAGAAAACUUGUCACUGCUAAAACUAUAGAACAAAAUGUCAGAUAAAAAUGGAGAAGGUAAUUGGGGAUGAUCUGAAAACCCCUAAACAGUAGGGUGUUUGUAAAAUCCCCGAGCAGGCGUCAUAUUCCUUCUCUUCUUCUUCUUCAUCUUGAGAUGGAUAAUUCUACCCAGAAAUCCAGCGAACUUGCUGUUGAGGACGCAGCUCCCGCAUCCACCAAAUCUGCAAAGGAAGUGAGUAAGAGAGAAGGACACAAGAGUGAUGAGGCUAAGACGACCCUGAAGAAGGAGAAGAAGAUCAACAACAGGGAAGAUGAUGCAGCUUCUUCACAAUCUGAUGGAGACCACAAGGAGUCUCCUGUCAAAUCUGUGGUGCCUUCAAACAAACAGCCAGUAUCUGCUUCUAAAAAUGGUACUGCGGUGUCCAGCAGUUCUGAUUCUGAGGAAGACCAAGACCCCAAAAGCAAGGUAGCUGUUCCUACAAAAAAGGUGCUUGUAGCAGCUCCCAAAAAUAAAGUCGAAUCCAGUGAUGAUUCCAAGUCAGAUGACAGCAGCAGCUCAGAUGAUGACAAGAAAAUAAUACCACCCACCCUAGGGAAGAAGCCUGCAGCUGUCCCUGAAAAGGCGGUAGACCCCAGUGAUUCCAGCUCUGAUAGCUCGUCAGAUGAGGAAAAUGGUCAGAAGAAUAAUGUCAAAAUGGCUGCGUCCCAACCCAGGAAAUUGCCGUCAACUACAGUUAAAAAUGUUUCUGUUGCGAUUGUCAAGAAGAAAGAUGAAUCAAAUGGCAGUUCAGAAGAAUUAUUAGAGGAUGAAGAUGCCCUGGCGACUAAACUUGUCCCUUCAAAAAGGUCAUCUUCAGCAACUGAAACAAAGGAAUCUAAACAGGAGGAGGCAUGCCUUAAAGAAGCAGACAGUGAUAGCAGUUCAGAAGAGGAGCCUCAAAGGAAAAAGAUGAAGGCCCAGCCCACUGUUACACCAAAUGCUGGAAAACAAAGUGCAAAAAAAGCUACACAAAAUGGGAGCAGCAGUGAUGAGGGAAGUCAUGAUGAUGAGCCUACAAAGGCACAAUCACUAAGGCGAAGCUCUCCUACACGAGUUGCAAAGAAAAGAAGUGAAUCUGAGGACGAAUGUUCAGAGGACAACAGUUCUAGCGAAGAAGACACUUCCGAGGAAGAACACGAAAAACCUUCCAAGUCUCCAAACUCCAAGUCUCCAAAUAAAAAUGACAGCGAUGUAGACAUGGUAAAUGCGGUAUCACUGAAGACAGAGAGCAGGCAAGCUGAUGCUGAAUUUGGAAAAAAAGUUCCCCAAACACCAGUUACUCAAGUUCAAACUGAAGGAUCAAAAACCCUGUUUGUUGCCAACCUAUCUUUCUCUGUUGAACAAACUGAUGUGGAGGACUUCUUUAAAGAUGCUGGAGAAAUUGUACAAAUUCGCUUUGCAUUAGAUUAUGAAGGAGCAUUUAAGGGCUAUGGCCAUGUUGAAUUUGCCACAGUAGCAGCUGCGCAGAAGGCUCUCAAGUUGGACGGCCAAGAUUUGUUGGGUCGUCGUGUGAGACUUGAUUUGGCGAAGGAGAGGGGCUCUUACACAUCAAAUAGCGGAAUGGAAAGAAAUUCGUACCAAAAGAGUGGGAGAGCCCCAGGACAAACUAUAUUUAUUCGAGGCUUUGAUAAAAGCAGCGGGGAGGACCAGGUCAGGAGUGCGCUGGAAGAGCAUUUUGCUUCUUGUGGAGGGAUUUCAAGGGUAACCAUUCCAAAAAACUAUGUUGGUGAUGAACUCAAAGGGAUUGCUUACAUUGAUUUCAAGGACAGUGACAGUUUCAACAAAGCUCUGGAACUCAAUGGAUCUGAACUUGGAGGAUAUACUCUGAUGGUGGAAGAGGCAAAGCGGAGAGUUGAUAAUCGUGACUAUACUGGCAGUGGCAGAGGUGGUGAAAGAAGUAGUGGUAGAUAUGGUGCUGGUCGGUUUGGAGAAAGUGGCGGCCGGUUUGGAGGUUGGUGGUAGAGAAGGAUGUGGAGUGCGCAGCAAACCAAGCAUAAGUACUGCUGGUGGUAUUGGGAAAGAAGCUACAUUUGCUGAUUAGGAUUGUUAUGAAGGGAUUUUGAAGUGAUGCUUGGGAUUUGGUAUCUAUUUGUUUGUGUCUCUCAUUCUAGUUAGUUAGUGUGUGUGUGUGUGUAUAUAUAUAUGUAUGUAUGUAUGUAUGUUUUGGAUAAGAUUGUAGUUGUAUUGUUUGACUUGACACUGGAAUUGUUUUUGGUUCCUGCUUAGUUUUUGCGCUCGAUAUCUAUCUAUACUGUCCUGUUAUAUU